CAGGAAACCUCUUGGUCUCGCAAAGCUAAAAUUCGAUUCGACGAUCAAACCAGCCAUGGGUAUCAUAAAGACGGCUAUGAUGAGUGGUGCCGCCAUGUAUGGCAUCAAGCAACUAGCUAAAACGCAAGAGCACCGACAGUCCCGCACGACUAAUGACAGCCAGCAAAACACCUCACAACGACGCGAGCUGUACGACCCGGAAUAUGUCGCAUGGCAGGAGUGGAAAAGCCAACAGAAUGCCGGCUCUAACUCAGGCCCAGGUCAGUGGGAAAAUCCUCAAAACCAGGGACAACGAAGACUCCUCACCGACGGUGAGACGGGGGAACCAAGAUAUUUUUCCUCUUUUGAAUACGACAGAGGCCAACCCGGAAGUCAGUAUCAGUAUGAAAGGGCAGAGCUUCGUCCACAGCGAGAUGUUGUGACUGCCGCUAAUGGGGCCUCGACAACCCAGUCCAACCAUUCUGGAGGCUUCGACAUUACUCCUCUGUUGGGAAAAGGCAUGGAUUUGGUGCAGUCAGGAGGAAAGGGCGGCAAAGGAGACUUUUUGGAUAAGUUUUUGAGCAAGUAG
This is a messenger RNA of Cladophialophora immunda, 568 nucleotides long. RefSeq lists its product as uncharacterized. The transcript is spliced from 2 exons. NCBI's taxonomy places the organism in Eukaryota, Fungi, Ascomycota, Eurotiomycetes, Chaetothyriales, Herpotrichiellaceae. The record is from RefSeq and is a predicted model, not a curated record. The coding region runs from base 56 to 568 and encodes 170 amino acids.